Oryza sativa Japonica Group (Japanese rice) is the source of this 1682-nucleotide messenger RNA. NCBI's taxonomy places the organism in Eukaryota, Viridiplantae, Streptophyta, Magnoliopsida, Poales, Poaceae. The record is from RefSeq and is a predicted model, not a curated record.
CCACCGCACACACCUCUCCCUCUCCCUCCUCCCCCGCGCGCCCCGCGGCCUCCGCCACCCGCGCCCUCGCCGUCGCCGCCCCGUCCCGUGCCUCCUGCUCCCUCCGCCGCCGCGCGCGCGGCGCGUCGCAGGCUGGUAAAAUGGAUAAGCUCAAUGGUUCUGCGCGUCUCAUGAUUGUUUCAGAUCUUGACCAUACAAUGGUUGAUCAUCAUGACGAGGAGAACCUGUCAUUGCUUAGAUUUGGUGCCCUGUGGGAGUCUGUUUACUGCCAGGAUUCUUUACUUGUAUUUUCGACUGGAAGAUCACCUACCCUGUAUAUGGAAUUGAGGAAAGAGAAACCUAUGCUAACUCCAGACAUCACUAUCAUGUCUGUGGGCACUGAGAUAACAUAUGGUGAGGAAAUGGUUCCUGAUGAUGGCUGGGUGGAAUAUCUGAAUAAUAAGUGGGACAGGAAUAUUGUUGUUGAGGAGACAGCAAAUGUUUCCGAGCUGAAACUUCAGGUAGAGUCGGAACAGCGUCCACAUAAGGUCAGCUUCUAUGUUGACAAAAAGAGUGCUCAGGAAGUGAUAAAGUCUCUCUCUGAGAAGUUGGAGAAACGUGGGCUAGAUGUUAAAAUAAUCUAUAGCGGUGGCCAGGACCUUGAUGUAUUACCUCAAGGUGCUGGAAAGGGUCAGGCACUUGCAUAUUUGCUCAAGAAGUUAAGCUCAUGUGGAAAACCACCCAAUAAUACUCUUGCUUGCGGUGACUCUGGCAACGAUGCAGAAUUAUUCAGCAUCCCUGGUGUACAUGGUGUCAUGGUCAGCAAUGCCCAAGAGGAACUACUUCAGUGGUAUUCAGAAAAUGCGAAGGAUAAUCCUAAGAUAAUUCAUGCAACUGAGAGGUGUGCUGCUGGAAUCAUACAAGCCAUUGGACACUUCAAACUAGGACCUAAUGUUUCUCCCCGAGACGUGGAUUUCCCUUAUGUCAAGGAGAACCCGGUAAAGCCUACGGAUGCUGUUGUAAAGUUUUAUGUUCUCUACGAGAAGUGGCGUAGGGCUGAGGUUCCAAAGUCUGAUUCGGUUACACAGUAUUUCAAAAAUAUAACUCAUGCAAAUGGAGUUAUUAUUCAUCCUGCUGGGCUUGAGUGUUCUCUUCAUGCAUCAAUUGAUGCAUUGGGGUCAUGUUACGGUGACAAACAAGGGAAGAAAUACAGAGCAUGGGUGGACAGACUGGUUGUCUCACAAUGUGGUUCAGAGGGUUGGCUGGUGAGAUUUAACUUGUGGGAGUUGGAAGGUGAUGUGUGGUCGUGUUGUCUGACAAGUCUUGCACUGAAUGCGAAGCCUGAAACCCCCGAGGGCUUCGUGGUAACACACAUCCACAAAACAUGGCUCAAAGGGUACUCAUCAGCGGAUGAGCAAUCGUCCAAGCUUUAGAACCUUUUCUGCACCUCCGUGUGCACAUGGAAGGAAUUUACUCGAGGAUAAAUAAUGAAUCUUCUCUUGAGAUUACUUCCUUUUCUUGUCUAUAUUGUCAAUUUUGUUCAAAAUACUAUGCUGGAGGAUUCCCAGAGCCCCAAAUUAAGUUUGACACAUCCUUGUUUGAUGUGUAAGAUAAAUCAUAAAUGUUACUGUAUAUCUCAUGAUUAUCAUGAGCGCAUAAAGCAAAACUACUUCACUUGAAUAUAUGUUACUAGUGUUCUUCCA